AUGUCGUCUUCGGGCUCAUCAUUCACUUCAUCAUCUCUCGGUCGCCCUCCUACCUACGGACGAACAUACGUCAGUCCCGUCGAUUCAACCUGGACUACUCCAACCUCCGGCAUAUCGACCAUCUCUGCUCCGACCACGGAGGGAUCAGGAACCGGGACCUCGGUACUUGAUCUUGGGCCUCCAGGGUUCCAAGCAACAAUAAUACUCUUCCAAGACACUGCCGACGAACGGGUCAUUUAUCUAGGGCCUUGGGAAGUGGUGGGCUCCGAGCAGCGUCGUGUGCUCUGGCAAGGCAGCUAUCAGAACGAACUGCUGGAACACUACUUGCCCUCAGAUACCCCAUCUGAUAUACAUCCGCAUACGCUACACUCCCGUCAUCGUCCAUACUACGACGCUUCCGAUAUGGAACGUUACGUGACAUUUCAGGAACCUCACCGGGUUCGAUAUACCACUGACGAAGGAAUUUGCAUACACGAUCAAUAUAUCACAAUCAGAUACGAAUUUACAACAGUAGAAAGCUCUAUCCAGUUCCAAGGAGAUUUGCGCAGGAAGGAUCUGGUCGACUUUUACGAUGUCGACGUUGUCUGGACAAACGUUCAUGGACGUACGGACGGCUUUGGCAAGGUGAAGGUGUAUGCGCGAACAAGACGGACGGUCAAUAUCGAGAAUACCAUAUACACUGUUUCGAUGGUGAGCUUCGUGGAAGGGACGACCGCGCGAAGCAGCUUCGACUCAAUGCAUCCGGCCGGCGACACAAUUCAGGUGACGACCAUCAUUCACACCGACGCUUCUCGCUACCGCACCGUAUGCGAUCUCGAACAAGAACAACUGAUUCUUCAGAGCCGAGAUCCGUACAGCAGCCAACACUUGACAUACGAUAUCUAG
Fusarium coffeatum is the source of this 885-nucleotide messenger RNA. RefSeq lists its product as uncharacterized. NCBI's taxonomy places the organism in Eukaryota, Fungi, Ascomycota, Sordariomycetes, Hypocreales, Nectriaceae. The record is from RefSeq and is a predicted model, not a curated record. The coding region runs from base 1 to 885 and encodes 294 amino acids. The transcript has 4 exons.